Dufourea novaeangliae is the source of this 604-nucleotide messenger RNA. RefSeq names its product mitochondrial import inner membrane translocase subunit Tim16 (gene blp). The record is from RefSeq and is a predicted model, not a curated record. NCBI's taxonomy places the organism in Eukaryota, Metazoa, Arthropoda, Insecta, Hymenoptera, Halictidae. Gene Ontology annotation, biological process: protein import into mitochondrial matrix. Bases 98 to 496 code for a protein of 132 amino acids. The transcript has a single exon. Gene Ontology annotation, cellular component: TIM23 mitochondrial import inner membrane translocase complex.
UUGUGAGAAUAAGAAAUUUGUUCAAAAUCCAUGUAUAUAGAAAAAAAAUACAUCAAGAAUAAUUUUGAUAGCUACUUCGAAUCCGAAAGAAGAGGUUAUGGCAAAAUACUUGAUACGAGUAAUUAUAAUGGGCUCGCAGAUCGUGGGCAAAGCGUUUGCCAGAGCAUUGCGACAAGAAAUUGCGGCAAGUCAAGAAGCCGCCCGCAGAGCAGGCGGUGGAACAAGAGGUGAUCAACAUGUAGCAGCCAAUUCUAGAACUGGAAUUUCUUUGGAUGAAUCUCUACGUAUCUUGAAUGUCGACCGAUUGGAUCAAACGGAAGCUAUAGAACGUAACUACAAGUAUCUUAUGGAUGUUAAUGACAGAUCUAGAGGUGGUUCUUUUUACAUUCAAUCUAAAGUAGUACGUGCCAAAGAACGUAUAGAUGAAGAGCUAAGAAAUCAGAAUGUCCCUCCAAAAACAAAUUCUAUGAAGGAACAUGCUGCUAAACAACCUUAAUUGCUGUUAUUAUAGUCUAAAUUUAAUUAUUGCAAUCGUGAAGUCUGUAUAUACAUCUUAAUGCCCAUAUUUUAAUUAUAAAUAGAUAGUACAAAAUAUGUAAUUAAA